AAAAACAAAACUAAAUAUAUAAUAACAAUGUUUCUCGUUAGACAAAAUUAAGAAAGUUAUAAAAUUAACUAGCACAUGUACCUACUUCAAUCUUUUAUGUACUGCAAAWACGUUGUAACACCAUAACUGGCCAUCCYCCCGCUAUUGAGUUGCAUAAAAGCUGGUCUAAGAAACGUUCAGGGCAAUAACGGGCUGCUGUUGCUGCUGCUGCAMUUACUAAAUAUUGCAAUUGACAACAAAUGGGUUUACUGCUUCACUUCUGCAAGUUGGAAAAGCGCUGGCAAUUGCUGCAAAGAUGUGAUAUUAUAUUCAAACGCCAUAUGAAAAAGCAGGCAGUUAGUCCAACCAAACUUGCCGAGGUUGGACGUCUGUUGGAGGCAAAAGAAGGCAAGUACGAUACCGGUCAACUGUUCUUGCACCGUAUCUUUGGGUAUCGCGGAGUGAUACUCUUCCCAUGGACGGCACGCGUAUACGAUCGUGAUUUACACAAUCCUAGAAAGCCGACGACGACGACGACAACGACGACAACGACAACAGCAACGGCAACAGCAACGCCUACUGCAUGCACUACAGAGGCUUCACCACUUAGAUUUAACGAAGGCAGUGGCGAUAACAGUGGGACAGUAGGAGCUACACAGAGUGAUGAUGCUCCCACUGCAUGGAAUACAACCAAUACGGCUGCCGACACGCAGAGUACCCAAAUUAGUGUACAACUGCGUGAACGGCAUUGGCGCAUCUUUUCACUCUCUGGCACUCUGGAGACGGUACGCGGACGCGGUGUUGUUGGCCAAGAGCCCAUACUCAGUCCUCGACUUCCGGCGUUUCAAUACAGUAGCCACGUAAGCUUGCAGGCGCCGAGCGGUCAUAUGUGGGGAACGUUUCGUCUAGAACGUGAGGAUGGGUAUGCUUUCGACUGCAAGAUACCGCCCUUCUCUCUGGAGUCUAAGCCAGAUGAUGUGAGUACGCCUCCGGUUGGUACACCCACAAACGACGAUGUGGAUUAAUGAAUUUUAAUAGACAAUGGUUAUUAUUACAACUCAA
This is a messenger RNA of Drosophila arizonae, 1041 nucleotides long. It is a transcript of the gene POLDIP2, whose product is annotated as DNA polymerase delta interacting protein 2. Gene Ontology annotation, molecular function: DNA binding. The record is from RefSeq and is a predicted model, not a curated record. Gene Ontology annotation, biological process: error-free translesion synthesis. Gene Ontology annotation, cellular component: mitochondrial nucleoid; nucleus. Lineage: Eukaryota; Metazoa; Arthropoda; Insecta; Diptera; Drosophilidae.